AUGCUCCUACGUGGAAACACAAUAGCCACAAAGGCCAUGGAGAUAUUCCUGCGAAAUAACGGUGCUGAAUAUUUGCGACUUGCAUUGGGAAGGUUUAUUCGGCAAGUGAUUGCCGCAGCUAAUAACCAUCCCAUCGAUAAGAAAAUAGAGAGAGACACACUUAUGUUGCUAAUGAAGGAGGAAUCAACCGACAAGCAGGACUCUCCAAUCAAGAGUAAAAAGUCUAGAACUCUCGACUGGGAAUCCAAUGACUUCGUAGGCACCUUGAGCUUGGCUGACCAUCCUUCCCAUCUUUUAUAUAACAUCGACUGUGAAGUCGAUCCAGCCCGUCUGGCAGCAACUAAUGACUUUAUGAUUGACGGUCAAUUAACAUGUUCAGGCCUGAUUCCUUCAAAAAAUCAUACUGACUUGUGCCAAGAAUUCAUGUUAAACCGGCCGAAUUCCCUGCACAAGCGUGAACAUAUAGACUUUUCAAAAAAGGCUCAAUCUGAAACGGCACAUUUUUAUGAACAUGUUUUCAAGUCACAAUUGGAAAGGAAUAGGAGAAAUCUUCUGCGAUUUGUCGACUUGGCCUGGAGCAGCAUACUCAAUAGUGUGCACUUUUUCCCCGAGUUAGUUUGA
Protopolystoma xenopodis is the source of this 621-nucleotide messenger RNA. The record is from the annotation of a GenBank genome assembly. Lineage: Eukaryota; Metazoa; Platyhelminthes; Monogenea; Polystomatidea; Polystomatidae.